Messenger RNA from Micromonas commoda, 4376 nucleotides. RefSeq lists its product as hypothetical. NCBI's taxonomy places the organism in Eukaryota, Viridiplantae, Chlorophyta, Mamiellophyceae, Mamiellales, Mamiellaceae. The record is from RefSeq and is a predicted model, not a curated record. The transcript is spliced from 2 exons. Bases 1 to 4314 code for a protein of 1437 amino acids.
AUGCAGGUCCACCCCGACGUCUUCCGAUGGCUCGGGGUGCUCGGCAUGAUGGAGGGCGGCAAGCUGACGCCCCCGGCGAGCAAGAGGACCGGUAAAGUCGCCAUCCCGGACGAUCUGGCGGAUCAGUUCGAGAACGGACAGGGUUUCGGCGAGCUCAUAUCGAAGCUCGGCGCGAUGCGUGGUAUGCCUCCCGCGCCCAUUGACACGUUCAAGGAGGGCGUGUCCCCCGUGGUUCGCCUCUACAACUGGAACCUGCUGGCGCCGGUGUUCAAGCCGUUUGGCAUCACCCUGGACCAGACCACGCGAACGCUGGUGGUGGCUGGUGACCUGGACGCCGUCGCGAACGUUCUGGAAAAAUUCUACGAGCGAACGGUAGGCGAGCUCCCGCCGAUCAUGCCCAAGGUGGUCGCCGCCAUGACCGCCAAGCGCUCCAACACGCCCGACGUCUUCAACGGCGUCAUUGACAACGGCGGGUCGAUGCUCGAUGACCCGGCGCCAAUCACCUCGCGCAUCACGGCGGCGACCAAGAACAUCAGCGUUUCCCGCCCCGGACUCCGCGUCACGGACCCGGCGGGCAGGUCGCUGAUCGACUUGAACGACGAUCCGCUGUGGACGAACUCGCCGACGAAGAUGCCGGGCGAGAAGGGCCCGCCGGAGAAGCCCCUGCGGGGCGCCGACGACGAGGACGACCCCUUCGGCUUCCUCCAGGACCCGGACUCGCCCAAGACGCCGCUCGAGCUCCUGGGCCGGUCCAUCGAGGCCAGCUUCGGUCUGGGCAAGGGCGAGGGCGAGGUGCUGCUGUCCUCGCAGCCCGGCACGUUCAUGGAGUGGAUGAAGGGACAGGCGAGGCCGCCGAGGGUGAAAGGACCCAACGCCGCGGCGACCCACUGGCUCGACGGCAUCCGCUCCCAUUCCAAGACGCUCGCGCUUCUCAUGACGGGCCCGCCGGAGAAACCCGAGGAACCCUCGGAGGGCUACGUCGCGUCGGUUUUCGACGCCAUCGGCGCCGGUCUCUACAACAAGAACGCCGGCGUGGUGUCCUCCGCGGUCAAGGCGCUCAAGUCGGUGGCUCGGCACCUGCCGAGGGAAUCGCCCAUCCUGAGGUACGCGCACAACUGGCUAGCUUCCACCGGCGGUCCGUCCGUCGCCGUCGUCAAGAUCCUGUGCGGGCUCGGCGGUGACAAGAUCGGGGGUAACAUCAGGGUCGGCGACGCCAAGGCUGCGGCGGACGCCGCGCGCAUGGCCGCCGUCGACGCCGGGAACGGUUUCGAGACUUCCCGCGACAAUCUCGAUCAACGGGGCGGGGCGCAGUUCGCGUUGGGUUACAACGCGUCCGACGCGUCGGGAGACGCGGACUGGUCCAGGCGUGCGGCGGAGGCGUCCGCGAUGGCGGAGAUGAUCGACAGGUUCUGCGCGCAGGAAUCCAGGCAUCUGCACAAGUUCUUGCUGGACGACCUGAGAGCCGCGGCUAACGCCAGGGAUAACCCCAAGAUUUACAUGGACGCCCUCAACGUCCUCAUGCCGGCGAUGCUGGCGCGCGGGGCCAAGCCCAGGGAGGCCAUGGUCAAGGAGGGCACCCCGGGUUCCAUGCUUCUCUCCGCGCUUCAGUGCGCCGAGGGACCCGAGGACCUGCGCGAGGUUAGCCUCACGCUGCUCACGACGCUGUGGUCGGCGUUUCCGGAUGAGAUUGAGAUCAAGGGUGAGGAGUGCAGGCAGGUGAUCAACUGCCUGAAGAAAGCCGCGAGAGCGCCGGACCCGGGGACGCAGAUCCACUCGCUCGCGUGCAUGUUUCAGCUCCUCCACUCGUUCAUCACCGCCUCCAACGCCUUCUCCCCCGUGGUGUACAAGACGAUCGUUUUCAUGCUCAUUGAGCACAUGAGAAACGAUCCGGUGCGCGAUUUCAUCAGCGCCGAGCUCAAACUCGCGCUCGAUAACCACGCCAACAUUCCGGUGGGCAUCCUCGUGGACCCGGUGGUGAAGCAGUGCUCACCGGGCGGGCAGCACCCCGGGUUGAAGCGCGUGGAUUUCCAGCUCAUGGCGGCGAUGGCGGAGCACGCCAGACUGGAGGCGAGACCCGCGCUUCACCUCUUGCAGCUCUGUCUGCAAACCGCGAUGGACCACGUGAAGGGUCAGGACCCCGCGGAGGAGCGGGCGAUCGCGCUCAAGGCUGCGACGCGACUCGCGGCGAGGCUACGCGGAGAGGACGCCGCCGAGGAGGUCAUCGAGAGGUGCGCGGGCGGCGCGCUCGCCAGGAUUGCCGCGUCGGCUGAGGAUGCCACCGGGGACCCCGCCUUUGGCGAGAUGCAGCGGUGCGCGGGUGAGGCGCUGAUGACUUGCGCGAGAUGCAUGGCGCAGGUUGGCGGCAGCGGCGUCGGCGCGCUCAAGAGCAUGAUCGCCAACUCGGCCACGACCUUCGCCUCGCACAACGGGACCACCCACCCGGAUAUCGAGGCCUCUCUGGACGUCCUCCGGAUGGCGGGUGACAUCGGAAGCGGCAGCGACGUCGACUCCCCCUCGCUUCACUCCACCCUCAACGCGAGGCGGACCCUACCGCCCGGAUCCCCGUCCGGGAUGGCGUACGACCGACCGCCCGCGCGGGGCAGGCCACCCGUGGAGCAGCUCGUCGACUACGACCCCCCCGGGGUUGGCGGCGGCGGCGCGUUCUCCCCGCCCCCCGCGCCCCUCGCCGAGCUCUACGCGGAGUCCCCCUCCGACUUUAUCGAUCCCCCGCGACCACCCGCGAGGAAGCAGUCGGCGUUCGAGGUCAAGCCAAAGUCCAUGGUCAAGAGCAGCGGGUACGGCGCCGUGCGUAAGGUCGACCCUCGGUCCGACGUCACCAGGAAGCAACGCGAUUCCGACGGAAGCCUGAGGAGCCCAGAGGCGGAGAGGCCGCGCCCGGCGGCGGCGGCGAAACCCCCGGUUCGAUCGCCAAACGCUUUUAUGCGUCCCACCAACGCUUCGAUUCACCAGCGCUCAGGCGUGAUCCCCGCCAUGUCGGAGAUGUCGCUGGACGACGAGUUCAGCUCUCCGCCCGCGCACGAGUCUCGAUUCUCGAGGCCGCCCGGGCCGAGCUUUGGCAAGCCGAGGUUUGCGCAGGCGUCCUCCGUCUCUGGCCGGUCCACGUCUAGCGCGGCGCUGGCGCUUCAGCGGGAGAAGCGCGAGGCUGAGAUUCGGCAGAUCGCGCUGAAACGCGAGAUGCGUCUGGAGAAGGAGGCGAUCGCGAAGGAAAGGGAGCAGCUCGAGAAGGAGAAGCGCGACGCGGGCUUGCGACGGAGGCGCCAGGAGUGGGCCAAGAAGGCUGAGCUCAACGGCCGCGGGAGCAACUUUCUGAACCUCUCAGACCGCAACCGCGAUCAGAGCGGGCUCGCACCCAAGCAGGACACCGGCGUGAACGACAGGAUGAUCCGCACCGGUCCUCCCCCCGAGGCUCUGGCCGCCAUGCUCUCACCCGAGGAACAGGAGGCGAAGGUUGCGGAACUCAACGGGCUACUCGCCGAGGAUUCCCACGCCAACUUACCAUUCGGCUAUAAGAAGGUGAAGGGCGCCGACGGCUCGCUUCGCGCGGAGCUCACCGACGAGGCCAAGGCUGCCGCGAAGCUCGAGCUGUCCCUCGAAAAGGUACGCGCCAAGGCGAGCCUAUCACCGAGGCGCGUACACGGCAUCUACCCGCCCAAGGAGCUCGUCGCGUCGCCCCCGAAGAGACGAGACGUCACCCCUCGCAAGCCGCGCGAUCCAAACGAAAAGACGUUUCUGCAAAAGAAGAAGGAGGAGGAGAAGGCUCGGAAGGAGGCUGAGGAGCGGGAGGCUCGCGCGCGCGCCAAGUCUAAGAUGGAGAAGCAGAAGGCCCACGCCGAAGCGCUCAAGGCUGAGCUCGAGCAGAAGAAGAAGGCUAAGGAGGCUGCCGACGCCUCCGCCGCCGCCGAGCUCCGAGCCAAGAAGGAGAAGAAAGCGGCGGCGCUGAAGGCCAAGGAGGCUGCCGCCGCCGCCGAGAAGGCUGCGACUAAGGCCAAGAUCGAGGCGUUCGAGAAGAAGCGUAAGGCUGAGAAAGAGGAGAGAGAACGGCUGGAGAAGGAGCGCAAGAAGAAGGAGCUCGAGGAUGCGCGAGCGCAGCGAGAGAAGGAACGGCUGGAGAUAAAAGCCAAGAAGGAGAUGAUCGCCGCGGAGAAGGCUAAGCGCGAGGCGGAGAGGAAGGCGAAGGUACGGGCGGAGAGGGAGGCGGCGAUGAAGAAGGCCAAGGGGCCCGAGCCCGAGCCCGAGCCCGAGCCGCCGGCCGCGCCGGAACCGCCUAUCAAGGGCAAGAAGGGGAAGAAGUAGAGGAACCCUCUCCGUUGCGUAGUUGAUCAAAAUAAAGAUGAGAAUUCCGUUCGCUGUCGGGC